Messenger RNA from Plasmodium knowlesi strain H, 7518 nucleotides. RefSeq names its product conserved Plasmodium protein, unknown function. The transcript has a single exon. Lineage: Eukaryota; Apicomplexa; Aconoidasida; Haemosporida; Plasmodiidae. The record is from RefSeq and is a predicted model, not a curated record. The coding region runs from base 1 to 7518 and encodes 2505 amino acids.
AUGGCAAUAAAAAAAGGGAGAGGUGCGUCCUCCACGAAGCCGAAGAAGAAAAACAAGUUAAAGAAUGUCAUCGAAGAUGAUUACAGCUCGGAAGUGAGCGUAACGGCAGUGGGAGAACCAGACUAUAAUGAAGUGUUUGAGGUGGAAAAAAUCGUCAUGGCAAGGUACAAAUUAAAUGUAAAGAGAAAAAAAAAUAAGAAGGAAGAAAGUCUUGACAAUUUUGAAUUUUUUAUAAAAUGGAAAAAUUACGAUAGUGAUGAUAACACGUGGGAGCCCUUCGAAAAUUUAAGCUCCACUUUGAAAGGGCAGGCGAGGAAAGCAGCACUCAAGUUGACAGAAGAAUUAGGAAUUCCAAAUGGGAAUGGAACCACGCACAUUUCCAGCAUGGAUAAUAGUGCUGGUGUUUCUACAGGGGUACUAGGAAGCGCAGAGAACAAUUCGCAUGCAUUAAACGGAAUGAACAGUAAUGCCUCAAUGAGGGCAAAUGUCUCCAUGAGCGGUAUAAGCGGUGCCGGUGUGAAUAUCAUAAGAAAAAGGAAAAAGGGAAUCAUGGAAAACAAUCGAACAGGCCUGGAAGAUGAAGAUGAGGAACAAGACCAAUGUUUAAGGAAACCGAAAAUUUUAUCAAACGAAGUAAAUUCAACAACUUAUCAUUCCAAUAAUUGUUUCUCUAGAAAUAUGAUGAACGGUCAUGAAGAAGAUGAUGAUUUCAUAAAAAAUGGCAACCUUUUUAAAAAUGUCAACAGGAACAUAAAUCUAAACAGCACUACAAAUGAGCGUUACGAGAAGAAUGACGGAGCAUUUGGUCAUCGGAAAAAAUUGGGAAGUAUAAAGAGCAUCCUGUGUAUAUCCAACCGAAUUAACAGUAUGGGAAUUUCAAAUAAAAAUGAAAAAAUAGCUAGCCAUAGAACGAAUAAAAUAUUGGAACGCCUUGAUAAUAAUUAUUACAUGAGACAAAAAAAUAAAUUCAACGCUAUUUUGCAGAAUAAUAAGAACCUCUUGGACCACUUUAUCAACAGCAGAAGCAGAGAGAUGAGUAAUGAAACGGGCAAAAGUGCCAAGAGUAACGACCUGAAUAUCUUUGAUCAUUUGGAAAGUAAUUAUGAUCAGUACAAAAGCAACAUGCAUCGCUAUCCGUAUCUCUCCCACAGCCAUAGUCUCAGCUGCAAUCGAAAUAGAAGACACACCUAUGGUCGAAGCAAUGGGCCCCGAAGUCACGGUCCUUUCCAUGGCCAGAUGUUCACCCAAAGGAGCAGCCAAACAAGCCAUCAACUGAGCAGCCAAACAAGCCAUCAACUGAGUAGCCAAACGAGCCAUCAACUGAGCAGCCAAGUGGCCAACCAGGCGCACAGUCAGAUACAUGCCCGUGCAUACGAUAAUCCCAAUAACCAAGGAGCGGAGAGUUAUAAGAAGCAGAAUGGACAGAAUAUCUCCAAAAACAUGACGAGUGAUGAUACUUAUCUGUACUGGAAAGUCAGAGACAAGAGGAAGUAUGAAUCCCUGAAUACAGGGUAUAGCAACAACUGCACAGGUGGAAGCAGCACAAUGGGCAAUACAGAUGCGCCCCUCACAUUCGAGAGCAAAGGUUUGAAAAAGUUCAACCGAAAUAGUAACAAUGGUAGCAGUACCCACGGUAGUAGUAAUCAUGGAGGAAGCAAUAACGGAAGUAUAAACCAUAGCAGUAGCAACAACAGCAGGGACAACAAGAACAACAUUAGUAACAAGCAUGUGGAAAGUAACAAUGAUGCCUUCAAGAAGAGCAGUGGCAACAUCAAUGAAGGCGUGAACGGCAACCUGUUUAACGACGCAGAUAAUGUAGACCAAACAUAUGAAGAUGAAUUUUUACCCCCAAUAAGGUGCAAUUCAUCGAGCUCAUCUGAACGAAUUUACAUGAAGGAGCAAGCGUUUGGUGAGAAUGCCACUUUUGAAAGAUGUAAGGAAAAGGUGCAGGUUGAUGAGCAGGAACCAUUUAGCAGUAGCAAGACGAGAAAGAGUUAUCCCGAAAUUGUUGUAGCAUCCGAUGUAAGGAAUAGUGGAAAGGAGACAUUCUACAGGGACGAUUUUCAUGGCAUGAAAAAGAACGAACAGUACAUCGUAGUGAAGAAGGAGCAAAUGGAUGAAGAGAGCAUGAGCACCAAGGAGGAAGGAAAAUUCGUCGCUUCGCAUUUCAGUGGCGACAAAGGGUUAGAAAACGAAAAUGUUGACAACAGCAGUCGUAGCAACAACAAUUGCCUGAACAAGAACAGUGCAAUGGGCACUGGUUCAGUCCACCACACAAGCAAAAAUCAUAUAAAAAAAAAAAAGAUGAAAAAGAAAAUAAAAAUAGACCAUCGGGAGAAGCACGUGAAGCACGUGUCUAGCAAGAGUGUGAGCAGCGGAAACGUCACAGGAGGUAAUAAUAUAACGGGAAAUGUCAGCGGAAGUGGAAAUAACUGCCUGAACAAAUUCAACGUCGGAGAGAACAAUAAUAACUGCAACAACAACAACACGUGCAUUAUAAACCAUAACAACACCAACUACAUCACCAUCAACAACCACAACAAAAAACCGUUUUACAAAAAUAAGUCGCCAUCCAAACUAUCUUCAGGAAAUAUUUUAAAAAAAAAUGUGAGCAGCUUUAAGAAGAGCUUGAAGAAGUUUUCCACAAAAGGCAUGAGUACACAUGUGCAGGCCUUAAAUAUACAGGGGCUUAAUGGCAUCAGAGGAAUGAGUGAGAAGAAGGGGAACUGUGGAGACCAUGAGCCGAGGUCCAACUCCAUAGAAAUUGUUUUCAGGAAUAAGUAUGCCACGGAGGAUGUGAACUUCUACAGGGAUGAGAGAAUGCACUUUGGGGAUCAUGGAGACAGAAAGGGUAGGACUUGGUUCAUGCAAGAGAAUGAUGAUGCUCAUGCCAGUAUCGAGUACAUGGAUGUGGUAGACAGGAGUAAGGGAGCAACCGUGAGCAGUGCUGGAAAUAUGGGUGAAAGUAGCGUGCGAAGUGGAAGUAAUAGCCUUAACGGAACAAACACUUUAAACGGAUGCAACUACCAAGGAGGAAGAAGGAGCUCUGACAGAGCAGAGGAACACACAUUCGAAGGGUGCGAUCCGUAUCUUUCCAGCGAACUGCACAACGUAAACUCCCUGUACGAAAUGUACAUGAGUGAGCGAAGCGACAGAAGGGGUAGCAUAGCUGAGGAUGGCAAAGGGAAUGAGAAGGACUGGCACAUCAAGCAAGGAGAGGAGAAAAAUGAAAAAGGGUAUCCAGAAAAUAAGAUGAAUCUUGUGCCUGAAAAGGGGUACCACGAAAAGAGAAAAACGACGGAUAACCAGAGUAAAAGGAAAGUCAUCAAUUUCAUGCAAGACGACGUAAAAGAAGAAUCGAAAGAUAGCGCAAGUGGAAAUUCUAUGCCCAGGCUCAUAUUUAACAGCGUAGAAAAUUAUACCUCCGACGAUAUUAUUAUUACGAAUAACACCCAGAAUGGGGAGAAUGAAGAGGAGUGUUCUGACAAGAGAAAUUUCUCAGGGGAAGAAAAAUUUGUUGAAGUAAAUCGCUACGAGGGAGGUACAGAUGAUAAAGUGAAGGAUUGUACCAGUAGCAAAGUGUGCAGUAAUACCAAUUCGGAAAUUAAAAAAAGUCUACAUAAGAAUAUGCCUGAGCUCUAUGGUGUAACGGAAGAAAAAUAUGCUCUUAAGCAUUUUGCGCCGGAAAAUAUCAAGCACUUUGACCUUGUGAACAGCGAGAAGAAGGGCAAGCAUGGAAUUAGCUUCGCGAAGUGUGUUGAUGGCUUAACCGUUGGGAAGUGCGACAUGAUGAUGGCGCACAGGAGGAGUGGCAAAAGCGAUGUGAGAAGUAAGGCCUGCAUACAAGCUGACAACCAGGACGAUCACGGUGAUCAUGAUGACUCCGAUGAGGAAGAAAUACGUGAAUAUAUCAAAAAUGUAUUCAAGAAAAAGCGCUCAUGUACGAGUGGAAGCCCAAAUGCUAGCGGCAACGUACAAGACAAAAAGGAUAAUCCAAAUGGCUACUCUAGAAAUAUUUAUCAAAAGGAACAAGUGGAAAAUUCAGAGCCUUUUAAAAAAAUGAAACACACCGAUUCGGAUGCCACGAAGACGAAAAGAAGUGAAGAAGGGAAAAGGAAAAGAAAGAAACGCAUUAGCAAUUCGGUCGAUCCCAGUGACCAUAUGAGACUGAAAGUACAAGAAGGCAAAGACAGCGCGUUGUUUUCACAUAACGAGGAAGUGAUGAAUAAUCGUAAGGGAAAGUACUGUUCCAGUGACACAUCCCACAGAGGGGCGAGAGGCGCGAAAAAGGAGGGCCACUACAAGAAGGCUCACUCGAGGAGGACGGACCACCGCUCAGUUGGCCUCUACGAUAGUGCGAGCAGCAAUGUGGAUGCAGCGGAUAGCGCCGUUGGUAGCGGUAUUGGUAGCGGUAUUGGUAGCGGUAUUGGUAGCGGUAUUGGUAGCGGUAUUGGUAGCGGUGUUGGUAGCGGUGUUGGUAGCGGUGUUGGUAGCUUGUCCGGAAUGAGUUGCCAUGAUGCCGAUAUGAUAAUAAAUAUAAAGGAUGUGUUGAGCAUGGAAAAUGAAAAGUGCGAUUACUACAUCAGCUUCUUUGAAAACAUUUUGACCGCGCUAAAGGAAAAGCGUUCAUGCCAAGCCGAGGAAGCAGAUUUGUUAAACGAACUUAACCUAAACUUACCUACCUCGAAGAAGAUGGAAAUUAUGGAGAGGAAGCCCCGAAAUUUGUCGAACAAGGAUUUGCAGCAUCUAUCAACGGAUAAACAAAUGGCUAUGUGUAAUUAUCAAAAAAUUAAUAGUAAGCGCCCCCGCGAGAUGGGCAAGUUGGCGAAGUACCCAAAGAAUGUACUUCUUGAGAAUGCACUGCAGAAUCUUUACAAGUCCGAGCAGGUAGAUCUGAACGGCAUUCUUAACAAUUGUAACACUGGUAACGGUUCCAGUGGCAAUUGUGCUCCGUUUGAGGCUAAGCAGGAUUUGCAUACAGAGGAGGGGAAAAAGAAUUGCAAAAAUGUUCACCAUUUGCACUCUGAGAAUAAGCUAAAAUCGGUGCGAAAAAUAAAUGGAGAGAAAAAAGUGGCCACAUCUCAUCUAAGCAAAAAAAACGAGAAAGAGAAAGAGAAAAAGAAAAAGAAGAAACAAGUGGUUGAGGAUAUCGCAUGUAAUGUGAUCCCAAGCACGAAGACAACGGGUGCGCAAAAAAUCAUCCAUGUGAAGGAAUCAAAAUUGUCUUCACAAAAUGUCUGCAACCAAAAUAGCAGCAAUAGGAAGAGUGCAGAAAAUGUUGAACCCCAAGUGAAGUACCCAAAACUAGAAGCAUUGGACAUCGCCCUUGUGAAAAUGAAUUACAUGGAGAGAUAUCUAGAGUAUAGCGAAUCCAUCGACAAACUAGCUCUGAACAAUAUAGACGCACUGAUAAAAAAUAUGAACGUAAUAAAUUUAUACAACGGAAAGAAUAAGAAGAACAUUAAUUUUAUUAACGGAAAUUUUCAAGUACACCUGUUGGAAUCUUACACGAACAUUUUCCUCUAUUUUGAUAUUUUUAGCGAUUUCAGAAAUUAUAAUUUUAUUUUUAAAAAUUGUGAAUUUAUUAAUAUUCUGCUUGAUUAUAUAUGUGAUACAAAAACAGAGAGCAGAAAUUUCAGUUCAGAUAAUUCACUGAACGAGCUGGCAAAAAAUAUUUUGCUCUUUGAUGAAAUUUUUAAAUUAAAUAAUAAAUUAAAUGAAUUUUUUAAGGAUAUUUUUUUGCCUAUAAAUGUGAAACCGAUUUUAUUCAUUUUUCCUUCUCCGGAUUAUUUUGAACGAUUUUACCUGCAUUUGGGUGCCAAAAAGGAAGGUGGAGAGCAGGCCAAUCACGACGAAAAAACCUUGGAGGAAGAACAAAACAGCGCAGAGGUUCAUCAUGAUAUGCACACCGAGGAAAGCCACACACACGGAAACACCAACGGUAGUUGUAGUAACGCUUGGGAGGGCUCGGGAGUGAGUGCAUUACCACGGGAAGAAGCUACAGAAGAUGUUACAGAAGAUGUUAUAGAAGAAGUUACAGAAGGAGUUACAGAAGGAGUUAGAGAAGUAGUCACCGAAGAAGUUACAGAAGAAGUCACUGAAGAUGUUAGCCAAGAUGUUAGCCAAGAAGUGGGCAACGAGCCAAGCAGUGACAUGGGGGUGACUCUCGAACGAGAAGCUACCCCUCAUCUGGGAGUAGACAGUGCAUUGCGAGGAGUGCAUAUCAAAGAAGUAGAAGAAAAAGAAUUAUUUGUCCACUUAUUGCGUUUGUCCAAAUCGAUUGGCAAGCCGCUUAUCAAGUGGGAGAGUAAAAAUGGCAAGGAAGAGGAAGGCCAUUUCCAUGGCUAUGAUAAGGAGCACGGAGCAAGUGUUGAAACGCAUGGAUGCCAUACCGGAAGGAAAGCAGAAGGGGAUGCCAUAGUGCUGAAUGAUAACGCAUUAGUAGAAAAAGAACUGAAGAGAUCAUCAAACGGGUUGGUAUUGAACGAUCUAUCAAGCGCGCCUCUCCAGGUAGUUACAACAGACAAUGGAUUCAACCUAAUGUAUGACGACAUAGAUGUUGAUGAAUUAAAUUCUCCAAGCAGUCUACAUGGAAUAAAUAAUUGUGUGUACAUUGAUUCGAACAGUCAGUUGGAAUGCAUCGCCAUCAGCUCGAACGAUAAAGUGGAUGGUUCCUGCUUGCACCCAAAUAACAUCAGUCGAGACGCCACCUCGAAGAAGGUUACAGAAGAUUCUAUUAACGUGGACACACAUUUAGAAUCCAUUUGGGAUGUGCAAAAUAAAAAGAACGUCAAAGUGAACCAAUCCGAUGGAGCACCUGCAUUACAUGUACAACGUCGUAGUAAAGGGGAAAAGGGCCAAAGUGAGAAACCAAAUUUUCAUAUGGCAUUAAAUAAGGGGGAAAUCGCAGAAGGAAGAAGUUCAAGGGAAGGAAAAAAAGAAUCAUCCGAAGAUGAUGCUUCCAAUGGACAGAGCUAUGGUGAUAUUAUUCCUAAUGGGGAUAUGAAGAAUAUGAAGGAUGUGAAGGAUGGUCAUGUUAUUCCCGCGGUCGUAGGGGAAAAUGGUCCAGUUGGUGAGACCGCCGAAAAAUCAGGCAAGGACCAAUUGAACAAGCGAAACUUUAGCAACAGCAGUGCAGUCACGGCCACCAGCGCCACUGUGAACAUCAAAUGUAGUGCACAAAAGGUAUGCAAAGAUAAAAUAAAUUCUAACGCCUGUCGCAUGAAUGGCACAAAGUAUGGCGAUUAUGACGACAAGAAUAAUAAAAACUUUGGGCGCAGCAUCUUCAAGGGAAAUGCGCGCACCAGAAUGAGGCAUAAUAACAGUCCCUGCAAUGACGACUCUAUCAGUGCCCAGGGGAGCAGUACUGAUAAUGAUAAGCAUGAUGAAAACGAUGACAUCAUCAGGAAUGUCAAUGAAAGUGGCAGCAAUGCGAACCUGUUCAAAGAGAAUGACAACAUUAUGGAUGAAGAUGAUAGUCAGAGUGACAUCCCCCUCAUUUCUCUCCUCAAAACGUGA